AUGUUAUCAAUAAAAUUAGUUCUUCCUCAGAUUUUGAACACUUUAUUCUCUAUUAUAUGCAUCAUUUACUUAUAACUUAGAGGUUAGAUAUUCAAUUUACUAAUUCCUUAAAUAAUAUUUUUGGCUUUUGGAAUAAUAUUUAGUCUUGCUGCAAUCAGAAAAACAGCUUAAAAUUUAUAGUGUAAAAAUAUUUUAAUAUUAACUUUUAUAGAAAUAGAUCAUUCACCAAUAUUUUUUACUAUUUUACUGCUUCUUCAAUUUGCAAGUUUAUUAUAUUUGAGUAAUGACAACUUAUCAGAAAAUCUAUUAAGUUUAUUAUUUGGAAGUAUGCUCCAACUUUAAAAAUUAAAAUCAAAUGAUAAAAAUGAGAAAAAACAAUUUCUUAAUAUUAAAAUUCUGCUUUAGGCUAUAUCCCUUGUAAUUAUUUUCAUAGUAAUUAUUUUAUUCAAAAAUAUAACCAAUCACAUAGAAUAUUUUAUAAUUGCCUCAAUUCUGAUUAUUUUAGUGUGUUUAUUUGAAUUCCUUUUAUCCAAUAACAAACUUUAACCUGUAUAAAUCGAAUAAAAUAAAAUAAUCGUUCAGAGAAGAAUUAGCACCCAAAUUUAAUCAUAAUUUCCUUAAAAUGUACAAAGCUUAUGGGAAAAAUUUAUAGAAUAGCAAUAUAUCUUUGUUUCCUAUCGAAAUAAUGAAAUUUUAAUUGAAAAAAUGAGUUAAUAUUUAAUUUAAUUUCUAAAAGAGAAAAAUUAAUCUAUUGAAGAAUAUUUGAAAAAGAUUUAAUUAUAUUCAAUUUCUUUAGAUAGUGAGCAUAUUUUAACAAAUAGUAUGUUUGUUAAUAUGUCUACGAAUCUGUAUUCAUAUAUUAGAGAUUAAAUAAUUGACGAAAAGUAAAGUGCUGUAAUGCAAAGAAGGAAAUCAUAAAGAGAUAUAAAUGAAGAUUAAUAAUUGCAAAAAUUAGUUUCUCCACAAAAUGAAUAGAGAUCACGUUUAUAAUCUAUUUAAAAAAGCGAAGCCUAUUUAUAAAAAGGAAAUACAUUAAAUUUAAAUAAUAGUUCUUUAUAGGUAAAUUUGAUAUAUAUAUUAUUUUAAGUAUAUUGAUAGAGAAUUCUUAUCUGGAUCUGUAAUGAAAAAUUUGGAUAAUUUUAUUGCUAAACCACAAGAUAAUAAUAGCUAAUUAGCAAACAAGAAAUAAAUACUAUAUGGAUUAAUUCAAAAUGAAAAAUCUAUUUAUAAGAAAAUAUAAGUUAGUUAUUGGAAUCAAGGUUUAAUAAUUUAAAUUGAAGAUGAUUCUAUAGAUAAUAUUAAAGCCUAUAUGAAUACUGUUUAGAUUGGAUACAAAUAAGAAGUCACUUCAAAGUAGAUAUAAAAAUUAUCUUAAAUGGUUAGUGAUUUGCAAUAAAAAUUUAAUAAGUUACUUAAUCAUUAAAACAAAGAAGAUAAAUUAUUUAGUUAAGCAUAAUUGUAAUUGUAUGUUUUAGAUAUAUGGAUUUAAAAUUUUAUCAUUUUUCUAUCUGAUAGUAUGGCUUUUCCAAAAUAAGAUCAAGUUAAUAUUAUCUCAUUUUUAAAAACACUUAAAACCAAAUUCAGUCAGGAUACAACUGUUAUUGAAAAAAGCAUUAACAUAGUUAUAUCAGAUGAUUUGAACAAUAAAGUCAUAACAACUGAUGUUAAAUAUUUUCGAUCAAUUAUCGUUAAUUUACUAAUCAAUAGUAUUAAAGCAUACAAAAAACCAGAUAUAACAAAUAUGGUGGAAAUACAUGUUUGUUAAUAACCAAAUGAUGAUAUCAAAUUUGAAAUUUAUGAUAAAGCUAGUGGAUUUUCUCAACCAUUAGAUUUCAAGAGUAUAUUAUUUCUAAUAUUUUGAAGGAGUAAGUGAAGGCAAAUUAGGAAUAUUUAUAGUUUAAAAAUUGUUACCAUAUUUAUCAAAAAAUCCUAAAUUAUAAUUUAAAAGUGUAAAUUAUGAAAAUAAAUAAACAGGAUCUUAAAUUAGUUUUAUUUUACCUAGAUAAAUUAAUCCUAUUAACAAUUCAUUACAAAACUCUUCAAACAAUUUACUUUAAUAAGAAAGUUUUAAAAUGGCUUAAAUAAUAUAAUCUUAACUAUUAACUUAAUAAUAAGAUUUUAUUUGA
Molecule: messenger RNA, 2126 nt
Organism: Paramecium pentaurelia
Lineage: Eukaryota; Ciliophora; Oligohymenophorea; Peniculida; Parameciidae
Source: the annotation of a GenBank genome assembly